Mustela erminea (ermine) is the source of this 5994-nucleotide messenger RNA. It is a transcript of the gene ANOS1, whose product is annotated as anosmin 1. The coding region runs from base 137 to 2179 and encodes 680 amino acids. The record is from RefSeq and is a predicted model, not a curated record. The transcript is spliced from 14 exons. Gene Ontology annotation, cellular component: extracellular region; cell surface. Gene Ontology annotation, molecular function: protein binding; peptidase inhibitor activity. NCBI's taxonomy places the organism in Eukaryota, Metazoa, Chordata, Mammalia, Carnivora, Mustelidae. Gene Ontology annotation, biological process: neuron differentiation.
GGAGUUGAAUGAUUGAACUUUCCAGCGGAGUUGCGGCCGCCGCGAGGUUCCCGGCAGUGCGGCCCCGGCGCGGAGCUGGGAGCCUCGGCCAGCGCCCGGCGCCCGCGCUCCACCCCCCCGCCCCCGACCCGCAGCCAUGGAGCCCGGGGCGCCCGGCGCGGCCCUGACCCUCUGCCUCUGGCUGCUGGCCUGCGGGGGCUGCCUGGCCGGCGGCCCCGGCGCCGCGGCGGCUCGGCGGCUGGACGAGUCCCUGUCGGCCGUGAGCGUCCAGCGCGCGCGCUGCUCGUCCAGGUGCCUCAGCCUGCAGAUCACGCGCAUCUCCGCCUUCUUCCAGCACUUCCAGAACAAUGGUUCCCUGGUUUGGUGCCGGAAUCACAAGCAAUGUUCUAAGUGCCUGGAGCCGUGCAGGGAGUCGUGGGACCCGCGGAAGCAGCAGUGCCAGAGCUUCUGUGAGCCUCUGUUCCCCAAGAAGAACUACGAAUGCUUGACGAGCUGUGAGUUCCUCAAGUACGUCCUGUCGGUGAAGCAGGGGGACUGCCCGGCCCCUGAGAAGGCCAGCGGGUUCGCCGCCGCCUGCGUGGAGAGCUGCGAAGCCGACAGGGAGUGCUCCGGGGUGAAGAAAUGUUGUUCGAACGGGUGUGGACACACCUGCCAGGUGCCCAAGACCCUGUACAAAGGGGUCCCCCUGAAGCCCAGAAAAGAGUUGCGAUUUACAGAACUACAGUCUGGACAGCUGGAGGUUAAGUGGUCCUCGAAAUUCAACAUUUCCAUCGAGCCCGUGAUCUACGUAGUGCAAAGGAGGUGGAAUUAUGGAAUCCAUCCCAGCGAAGACGACGCCACGCAGUGGGAGACGGUGGCCCAGACCACCGACGAGCGGGUCCAGCUGACUGACAUACGACCCGGACGGUGGUACCAGUUCCGAGUGGCAGCUGUCAACGUGCACGGGACCCGGGGCUUCACGGCCCCCAGCAAACACUUCCGCUCCUCCAAAGACCCGUCUGCACCCCCCGCCCCGGCCAACCUCCGGCUUGCGAAUUCCACCAUAAACGGUGACAACACCGUGACCGUGGCCGUGGUUUGGGAUCUCCCCGAGGAACCAGACAUCCCCGUGCACCACUACAAGGUGUUUUGGAGCUGGACAGUCAGCAGCAAAUCCCUUGUCCCCACGAAAAAGAAGCGGAGGAAGACCACAGAGGGGUCCCGGAAUUCCGUGCUCCUGGACCGACUGCAGCCGGACUGCGGCUACACCGUGGAGCUUCAGGCCAUCGCGUACUGGGGGCAGACGCGCCUGAAGGGGGCCAAGGCCUCCCUGCACUUCACGCCCGCCCGCGCCGCCGGCCACAAAGAGCAACUUGGGAAAACGGGAAAGAGCGUGACACACGUGCAGCCGCCUUUCCAACGACGACGGCCCGCGCGGCUCCUGGAAAUCGGAGCCCCCUUCUAUCAAGACAACCAACUUCAGGUGAAGGUCUACUGGAAAAAGACUGAAGAUCCCGGCGUCAGUCGCUACCAUGUGCAGUGGCUCCCAGAGGCCUGUGCCCAGAACCGGAGCAGCGCGGCCGAGGCCUCCUCCGGCAUCACCCAGGACAAUUACAUCAUUCUUCAAGAUCUGUCGUUCUCCUGCAAAUACAAGGUGACUGUGCAGCCCACGCGACCCACCGGCCGCCUGAAGGCAGAGACGGUGUUCUUUACAACGCCGCCCUGCUCCGCCCUGAAGGGGAAGAGCCACAAGCCCAUUAGCUGCCCCGGAGAGCCAGGUCACGUGAUGGCCACAGUGCUCGCCAAGCCCGAAAACCUCUCUGCCUCGUUUGUGGUUCAGGACGCCAACAUCACGGCCCACUUCUCCUGGAAGAUGGCCAAGGCCAACCUCUACCAGCCCAUGACCGGCUUCCAAGUGACCUGGGCCGAGGUCACGACCGAGAGCAGACAGAACAGCUUACCCAACAGCAUCAUCUCCCGCUCGCAGAUCCUGCCUUCGGACCAUUACGUCCUCGCGGUGCCCAACCUGAGACCGUCCACGCUGUACCGACUGGAAGUGCAGGUGCUGACCGCGGGAGGCGAAGGCCCGGCCACCAUCAAAACCUUCUGGACGCCCGACCUCACGCCGCCCUCCGCGCACAGACCCCAUCUGAGAGCUCGGCAUCCCCACCACCACCCGCCUUCUCCAGAAAGACACUAAACGGUUCCAACAGCGUCUGAGAAUCACGGAACGAGCCGGCGGGUGGAGCUGCGCGGCGUCGACACACGGCUACAAGGGCGGCGGGCGCCCCGCAUGACCUCCCUCUCCCGUGUGACCUUGUGCCCUGGGUCCCUCUGCCCAUCUCAACACAGGUGGAAAGGAGUGACGCACGGCCACUGGUGGGGGUGGACACCACUUCCCAGCAUGGAGGAAAUGACGAAGCCCCCGCGCAGGACAUCCCCGUACCCCCAUCGGCGCGCACACGCACGGAUCUCCACAGGACGGCCGCACAGCCAGAGCUCCCGGACCCGGAGCCGCGCGUGCCCGGAAUACAUCCGUGUAACACACACGCAGGGCACACUCGUACCGAGCAUGACGUCCAUCAAUAAAACGUUUUUAAAAGUUCAAUGAUUGCUUUGAUUUGCAAAAUCACGUAAGGGGACGCCGUCUGCAAGCCCGACGUAGUCACAGCGCUUAUCCGACGAUUCGAACCGCGGGACUUCCUCCCAACCUCCCGUACAGAGCGGUCAAUUCCGGCCACCACCGUCCACACCCGCAGCCCAGGCCCCGUUCACACCGGGCCAAACGAGCGGUGCGUGUGCGACCCGUGUCUCACGAGGGGCUCCCGGAGCAGGCCACGUCCAGCGAGUUCGCCGCUGUCCGUCGGCCGUGGAGAAAUCAGAAUCCUUUCCUGGGGAUGCGUUUUCCUGCUUCCUCCUAGAACAGGACAGGCCUCCCUGAUACAUUUUCUUAGUUCUAAUUUCCUUUCCCUCCGCGCAGAAAGGAGCUGCCGCGCUCCUUUGUUUCACCGCGUCGUGCAUCUCAAGAUGUACAAAAGCUCCUGCGUCAAGAGCGAAUCCCAGCUGUGGAGUGUCGCGCACUCUUUCCCCAGAUUCGCCUUUCCUUCCUCCCAGGAAGCGAAGCGAACGCUAGAACAUUCUCGGUAACGUGGGACAGGGCCGGUCGGGGAGAGGACAGCGCUUCACCUGCCUUUAUUCCUCCGAAUCCGUCCCGUGGCACCACCUGGCUCCAAACCAGCCUUCCCAGCGCGGAUCACCGAGCACGGGCGCAGCCUUAAACCCCGAAAUGCUGAGUCUCAUCCAGGCUUUCCUUGAGGGAACGUCCGCAGAUGCCACGUGGAAUUCGCAACCAUCUGUGUGUGUGUGUGUGUGUGUGUGUGUGUGUGUGCGCGCGCGCGUGCAAGCGUGCACAGACACACACACACACACCUUCACUGUGACUCACUGCGGGAAUCUCUUGACAGCUCCCUGUGGUGCAGACAGACCCGGUUCUUGUAACCAGGAGGGUCCCGUGUCUGCCACCGGUGCUCACUCCAGGAGGAAAGUGCAGCGUAGCCACCUCCCGGCGUCUUGCAGGAAGGGCUUCCUCCUCCCUCUGCGCAGCCCCGGCGGCCUGGGAGAGUUCUGGGGCCGCGCUCCUGGGCUGUGCGCCUGGCACCGGGUACUUGUGGGCUUCUGGAAGCGCGCGGAUGCAGGGACGGCUCGGAACUCCUCCACCCGUGAGUUCUGAAGGCAAACGUGCUAGAAAACCGAGACAGAGUAUUUUUAUGAUCAGACGGAUGCGAAUGUUUGGGAAACGCGGUCUGUCCGCAUGGACAUGUGGGAACAGAGUAGAAACGGUCUGCUGUGCAGCCAAGACUUCCGGCAAGGACGCACGCGGUGUUCUGCAGCUCCGCACCAGGGACACCCGUGGGAAAGGCCCGCCCGAAGGUGCCCGGGCUUCCCGGUGCUCCAGCACGGCUCCUGACACAGUCGGGACGGGCCGCACGAUGUGCCACGAAGUCGCCUACUUCCCCACGGAACGAACAGGAGCACCCCUUGUUUCCAACCGCCCGAGUGGGAACCAGGAGUACAGGGACCUUCGUGGAAGCCAGGACUCAGUGCCAGGAGCUGCAUCUGAAUGUCCAGUUCUCAAAUUUUCACCAACAAAGACAUCGAAUAUUGGCCACAAGGUUAUCUUUACCCUGAACUUGUCAUGAACAAAUCCAGUAUUUGUGUCCCCAAAUGUUUGUGCCAUUGUAUCGUUCAAAACGCAGGAGUGUACACAGAGAUAUGAAAUAUUAUUGUUCUGUAAGCUUGAUUUUAUAAAGUUUCGUUAUCUGUCUUUUGGGCAAUAGACAAUGAGAAAAUACAUUUUCAGUCUGGAAGGUUCUAAAGCUUGGAGCCUCCUUUAAACUUGAAAGCCUCUCCUGUGAGCAUUGGACUUUGCGAUAACAAAAUUUUAAUUUUUCACAUUAUUGGAAGAAAACUAUUAAUUAGAUGAUCAAGGACAGAGGAGUUUAUGAAUUCCAGUGACCUUCAAUAAUAUGCAAGUUGGCCAUGAUAUAAUUACAUUUUUUCUUUGAUUUUAAAAAUUUGAGCGCCCUAAUGAAAAGGAUACACACUAUGCGUUGUUUUCUCUAAACACUGUUCGUGGCUCGUCUCCAAUACAUCUUAUGAAAACAAAAUGCGUCUCUCUCAUAGGAGAAAAAAUACAUUCAGGGAGAAUACUUAGUCUUAACAGUUGAGCCCAUCGAGAAUGCCACGUGCUGAGAUCCCAGGGGUUAAGUCCGUACUCACCACAGUUCCUCCCCGUCUGCCUGCCGCCUGCGGUCUCUCUGGGGAAGGAACCCGCUCCCUGCCCUUCCAGCGGGGGCUCCGCACGUGCCUCUUACAGGAACGUGUGCCCUUUCGAGUCCUUCGUGGUGUCACUGGGUCAUAUUAGAGACGGUGAAAGAUGAUUAAGCAAAGUUCAAGUGUAAAGACGCGUCCAUAAUGCUGGGAACCUAGAUGAACCUGUAAGUGUGCAGAAAAGUCUGUGUCCAGGGCGCCGUGAGCACCGUAGAGCACCGAGUGGUGGCCCUGGACUCACCCACCGUGUGCCGGGAGCACCCUCCCGUGUUGCAACAUUCCACCAUUCACACGCUGCCCACGCGCCCCUGGGGGAUGAGGUUCCCCCGUCCCCGCUGAGAAUCCGUGCACCAGAGACGGGUGCAAUUUACUAAACUCGGGAGAACCUGCCUUGUCUGCAGGACCCAGGAGCCCAGGAGUCUGUCCCGGGAGCCAGGCUGGGAACUUGACUGCAAAGCCCUGAAUUAUGUCUCUGAACCACGUCCCUGAACAACCUGAUGGGUAGACCGAGUGCUCACGUGUCUGUCUGUCACCCGAGCACAGAUAUUUAAUCUUCCUAUUGGUCGGCUUCUCUAACGAUAAUGACUUAUUUAUUUAAUGCCUUUUCCUACGCCUUGGGCCACGGAUUGACUAACGACUCAUUCCCACGAUUGCAAAUAGUUCUGCCUCGUUACGCAAACCCUCGCGCUGUCGCCAGCACACAAAGCCUAAAUACGUAUUGCAUGUACUUACAGUUCACUUAAAGUAAUAGCUGCGUAACGACGCUGACGCUUACCUACGGUUGUGCAUGGCCGGACUCCGUGUCUCACCUCUCCUGAGUCUUGUAGCAAGUUACACCAUUUACAGAGUGAUUAACCGAGGUCUGUCUGUAACGGACCGCUAUUUCCUUCGUUAACGAUGCUGUCGCGUACGGAUGACGCAGCAGCUACCUUCUCAUCCCCAUGGCCUGGAGAGACCUCAUCUCUUCUAUUGGUCAUGUCAAGUCAAUAUUUAUUUAUCGAUGUAAUAAAAAAAAAGUACGAUUUUUGUGUGUGUCUGUCGUGCUAUUCAGAGAGAAGUAAUCUUGUAAAAAAUUCUGUAAAAACGGAAAAGUAUUGUACAUAGUCUGCUACCCUGUGACUCAUUGUUUUCACGUGAGGGUUUUCUGUACAUACUGAUUCAGUAAUAAAGGAUCCUUAAACCUGC